AUGGACAUAGAAUGGGAAUACACUGAGGCUUGUCACCAGUACACAAACAAAACUUGUGAAGAGUGCCUGAAAAAUGUCACGUGUCUGUGGUGCAGCAGCAGCAAGAGGUGCGUGGAUUACCCGGUUAAAAACCUUCUCCCGCCUCGCUCUCUCUGUGAGCUGAGUUCUGCACGCUGGGGAGUCUGCUGGGUGAACUUUGAAGCCUUGAUCAUCACAAUGUCCGUGGUAGGAGGCGUGAUCCUUGUCUCUCUCUGCAUCUGCUGCUACUGCUGCUGCAGGAAGAAGAGGAGCAAAAAGCCAGACAAAGAGGAUGAGAAGGCUGCCAGGGAGAAGGAACAGAGGCGAGUACGUCAAGAAGAGAGGAGAGCGGAGAUGAAAUCUCGCCAUGAUGAAAUCCGGAAGAAAUACGGCUUGUUUAAGGAAGAAAACCCUUACGCCAAAUUUGAAAACAACUAGCCAGCCUCUUAGAACUGACAAGCAACACCAGAGCUCCUCUGCCUUUGCCGACUGGAGCUUUACUUCAGAGACUUAGAGACUUUGCAUUCCAAUCACCAAAAAACCAAUCCUAUUGCUGAGAUGCAUGAUAGCCAGUUGCCAGAAACAGUCAUGUGCUUCAGUAGAAAGCUGUGGGCCAAUUUGAGACAGGACCUACUGUAGAUGCAAUGAGCUAUUACAAUCGGUGAGACUGAACCAGAAAACUUUCUCUCGAAACGUUCCAGCGUGGCUCGCCAGACGGUGCAGUAGUGUCUGGGAGUCCAUGGGAACUCUUUGCUAGUUGUGUUUGGCAAGUCAGACGCCUUUGUGGCAGUAGUUCUGUCUCUCGGACUGUAAGUAGCGCAUCAAAAUUAUUCCACCAUUCAUUUAUACCAAAACACCUGGUUUGCUCAUUCACGCCAAACCGGCGGAAUACAAUGACUGUGAAGAGCAGCUCAUUGGACCAGUCUUGCCCUACUCCUUUCUUGUCACCAAAUAAAGCUUUAAAUCUCAGAGCAGGGCACAACUAGGGUGUGUUGGUCCUGUGUAAGGUAGAGCAGCAACCCAGAAUAUCAGGGUAGAUGCAUAAAAGAAGACUUCUUAGAUCAUCAAGGCCUUAACUGUGUCACUUAAAGUGCCUGGACAGUUGUGUGUGUUUUACUCAGCACCACUUUCAACUUGCGUAGGUUUUCUCUUUUUAAUUAUUCUGAGAAGGGGAAGGGAGUUGUUAGUUUUAUUGGCAGGUCUCAUUGAGUAGAUGCUCAUUCUCCUUUCAGAAUUCCUUUUGUCUAGAUGGCUUUUACUUAUGUUUAUCCUACCUCUGCUCUGUGCCUUUCUAUGGCUUCUCCUGUAAUAGUAAUUCAAGACUGAUAUUUUGUAAUACAAGACUUAGAUGUAACACUAGUAUUUUGAUCCUUUAGCUAAUAUUAUAUAGACUGAAAAGCCUCAGCAAUACUGACCUGAUUACUCUUAAACCUGAUUGUGCUGAAGCAAAGUAAAUCCAAGUCUAAUUUGCCUUCAGUAAUGUGUUGGAAAAUCCGUACUGUAGCCAGCGCAGCAUGUAAUCUCGAGAAGAAUGUUCCAAUAACCAAAUAACCAGGUGCAUGAAAGGGUGUUUGUCCAGAAGGUGCAACCGUUCAGCCUUUGGUUGAGUGGCGGUGUGGUUCAUGCUCUCCAUUUGAUAUUAUAAUCGGCACAUGUAAGAGCCGUAGCCAGUUUUUCGGGUAGUUCUGCAUUGUCCUAGGUAGCAGCAUCUGGAAUGUUGCCUGGUGCCUUAGGGCUGGAGCCAAGUAGCGAGAGAGAAUUACUAGCCCGCAUAUUGAAAGUGCCACAGAGAAGCAGACAGAUAGGCUGAACCGUGAGAAUAGCCAUAGUGGAUGGGUUUUAGUCCUCUGUCAAACUCUGAUUCAAAGAACUGACCCCACCGAGCAGCCACCUGGGGUUUUGAGGGGUUGGGAGUUUUUUUGGUUUGGACACUUCUGAACAGGUGAGGCAGCUUGGGGUUUUGUGUUUGUGUUGUUUUUUGAAAGUGGGUGGGCACAUGAAGAAAACCAAAUGGUAAUAACAUUGUCGCCUUCCAGACCAUCUGCUCGGAGAACUCUUUCCAAGUUGAGGGCAAUUGUCAGUGUACGAAAGAGCCAUACCUAUUUGGAUUGAAAAUACCAAUUUUGUACUCCCAGGAAGCGAUUUUUGUAUAAUCCUGUGCAAAGUCUUUUGAGUAAAACAUGCCUGCCCUGAA
Pelodiscus sinensis (Chinese soft-shelled turtle) is the source of this 2212-nucleotide messenger RNA. Lineage: Eukaryota; Metazoa; Chordata; Testudines; Trionychidae. The record is from RefSeq and is a predicted model, not a curated record.